AUGACCAGCACCAAAGACCCCAUAACCCUCCUCUCCACGAUCCUCCGUCUGACUGAAGAGCGCAUAAUCCCCCUCACCCGCGCCGGCGUCUCCUCCGGCUCCAAGCUCUUCGGCGCUGCCAUCCUCUCUCGCUCCUCUUUGAAGCCUCUGACCGUAUCUACCAACAACGAGCGCGAAUCCCCUUUGCUUCAUGGUGAAAUCAACUGCAUCCAGCAGUAUUUCACCUUGCCUCCUGCCUCGUUUCCAGAACAAGACCAGGAAAAAGAAGGCUACCGCAUCCCCACCAAAGACACCAUCUUCUUCGCCACCCACGAGCCCUGCUCGCUCUGCCUCUCGGGCAUCACCUGGGCCGGCUUCAACGAGUUCUACUACCUGUUCACGUACGAGGACUCGCGCGACCUGUUUGCGAUUCCGUACGACAUUGAGAUUCUCGAGGAGGUGUUUCGGGUCAAGGCUCCGGGGGAUACUGAGGAGUCGCUGAAAAGCAGGCCGUUGUACAAUCGACGGAACAAGUUCUUUGUGGGGAGGAGCUUGAUCGAGUUGUUGGAAGAGGCGGCGCUCUCAGCGGAGGAAACGGACAAGUGGAAAAAGGAGAUUGAGAGGGUCAAGGGGCUGUAUAAUGGGUUGAGUGAGACGUACCAAGAGGGGAAAAGAGACGGGGUGGAGAGUGCUAGUGUUUGGAAGUGA
Neurospora tetrasperma FGSC 2508 is the source of this 687-nucleotide messenger RNA. RefSeq lists its product as uncharacterized. Gene Ontology annotation, molecular function: catalytic activity. The coding region runs from base 1 to 687 and encodes 228 amino acids. The transcript has a single exon. NCBI's taxonomy places the organism in Eukaryota, Fungi, Ascomycota, Sordariomycetes, Sordariales, Sordariaceae. The record is from RefSeq and is a predicted model, not a curated record.